AUGGUAAUAAACACAGCUAAAUGCGUAUUUGGGUCUGACGAGGUUAUAUUUUUAGGCUAUCAUAUUUCAGCAGAGGGUUUGAAGCCACAACCAUCCAAAGUAGAAGCGAUUAAAAGCUUUCCAAGACCAAAAACCGUCAAAGAGUUAAGAAGAUUUUUGGGCAUGCUUAACUUUUACAGAAGAUUCAUCCCCAAUGCAGCUAAAUAUCAAGCGCCUCUGAACGAACUCUUGACAGGUGCAGUUAAAGGUUUUCAUCCGAUUCAGAUGUUCACGGAACAAAUAGAAGCAUUUGAAUCAUGCAAGCAGAGCUUAUGCCAAGCUACACUUUUAGAACAUCCUGAUUGUUCUGCUAAAAUAGCUUUGAUGACGGAUGCUUCGGAUACUGCUAUUGGUGCUGUAUUGCAGCAGCGUAAGGAAGGUUCAUGGCAGCCACUUGCAUUUUUCUCACAAAACCUAAGUGUAGCACAAAAAAGUAUUCGCCAUAUGAUCGCGAACUUCUAG
Parnassius mnemosyne (clouded apollo) is the source of this 501-nucleotide messenger RNA. Lineage: Eukaryota; Metazoa; Arthropoda; Insecta; Lepidoptera; Papilionidae. The record is from the annotation of a GenBank genome assembly.